Xenopus laevis (African clawed frog) is the source of this 954-nucleotide messenger RNA. RefSeq names its product taste receptor type 2 member 39-like (gene t2r6.L). Lineage: Eukaryota; Metazoa; Chordata; Amphibia; Anura; Pipidae. The record is from RefSeq and is a predicted model, not a curated record. Bases 1 to 954 code for a protein of 317 amino acids. The transcript has a single exon.
AUGUCCUAUUUGAUUGAUGAUGUGCUUCCAACUGUGUUUUCAGUAGCUGCUGUUCUUCUGGGGCUGGCAGUUAAUGGAUUUAUCCCACUUGUAAACAUCAAAGACUGGUUAACAGCAAGAAAGAUGAAGCUAUCCGAUCGGAUCUUAACAGUCCUGUGUUCCACCAGAUUUUUCUUGCAAUUUACUUUUUUUCUGGAACUUACAGGCAUUUCUUUUGGCCUGAUUCCAUUGUCGGCCUAUGCUGCCUACUGUAUCACUUAUGUGGUAGAGCUCUUACUGGACCUUUUCAGUCACUGGCUAAGUAUGUGGCUUUGCUGCUUGUACUAUGUGAAGAUCACAAUCUCAAAACAUCCUCUGAUCCUUCAGCUGAAAUCAAAGAUCCCCCUUAUCACCAAAUAUGCCAUCCUCCUGUUUGCCUUCAUUUCCUUUGUUACAGGACUCAUAUAUUAUAUGAGUGGAGAUGAAAUAUCUUGUCUACAUGGUCUUGGCAACACUUCGACAGAAAACAGAACUUUUGAAAACCUUCAGCAACUGUUGAUGACCUCGUAUGUCUUUGGCCAGGCUUUUCCAUUUAUGAUAGAGAUGUUGUCAUCAAUGUAUCUGCUCUCCCUCUUGCAUUCACACGUGAAACACACCAGAAUCAAUAUUCCAAAUUUUAAGGCACCCAGCAUGGAUGCCCACUGGUCUCUAAUUCGAUACAUUCUUUUACUGUAUUUUUUGUCUAUGUGUAAUUUAAUUGGUAACCUGCUCCUCUGGAAAAUAACAUUGAAUAAUACUGGCCGUUCGGUUGGUUACUUUAUCAUUUUUUCUUAUCCUACCUUCCACUCCAUAACGCUUAUCCUUUGUAAUCCCAAGCUGAAAAGGGAAAUGGUCAAAAUGUUCUUCUGGCCAAGAAAUGCAGUUUGCGGCUUCCAAGGAGACGGAGAAUUCAGAACAGAGACUGUUACACAGUGA